Verticillium alfalfae VaMs.102 is the source of this 1836-nucleotide messenger RNA. RefSeq names its product choline dehydrogenase. Lineage: Eukaryota; Fungi; Ascomycota; Sordariomycetes; Glomerellales; Plectosphaerellaceae. Gene Ontology annotation, molecular function: flavin adenine dinucleotide binding; oxidoreductase activity, acting on CH-OH group of donors. Gene Ontology annotation, biological process: secondary metabolite biosynthetic process. The transcript is spliced from 5 exons. The record is from RefSeq and is a predicted model, not a curated record. Bases 1 to 1836 code for a protein of 611 amino acids.
AUGCCGCCCAAUGCCGAAGGCACGCUUUUGCAGGCUCCGGAGAAGAGCAAUGACAUGAUCGAUGCAGGCCCUGAGUCUCCCACCUCAUGGCCCAAUGUCUCCUUCCUGACCAAGCAGCGAACAUCGCCAUCAGCCAUGAAGCUUUCACAGUCUCUUGUUGCGGCCAUUGCGCUAAGUGGCAGUGUCUCUGCUGAGCCUGACUCGUAUGACUACAUCGUCGUGGGAGGUGGCACUGCUGGUGCCGCUCUCGCUACGCGUCUGAGUUUGGGCCUCCCCAAAUCGAAGAUCUUGCUCGUCGAAGCAGGUCCUGCCGCUCCCGAUGAUCUCAGGAUCAAUGUUCCUGGCUUCCGGGGGUCAAUCUUGGGGUCUGAGCUCGAUUGGAAUUUCACAACGGUAGGACAGUCGGCGCUUGAUGGCCGCUCAGUUCUUGUGAACCGCGGCAAGGUUCUUGGCGGCUCGUCUGCCAUGAACUACCUUUGCUAUGACCGCGCGUCUGCGCCAGAGUACGAGUCCUGGGCCGAGUUCGGCAACAAGGGAUGGGGUUGGAACACCAUGAUCAAUGCCAUGACCAAGUCGGAAAAUUUUACCGACGACGACGACGACCGACAUGGUUUCAAGGGGCCCAUCCGCAACUACUACAAUCGUGUGGUAUACCCUGUGCUGAGGCUCUGGGAGCCUGCCGUAAGCAAGUUGGGCAUCAACAUCAACGACCGCCAGAGCAUGGGUGGUGAGCCCAUUGGAGUAGGCUUCCAGCCGACCAACAUAGAUGUUACAAGGCACACUCGAUCUUACUCAGCGAGCAGCUACCUUCCUUUGGCUGGCAAAAACUUGAUUGUCAAGACAAAUACCCAGGUUGAGAAGGUCAAUUUGGUCAAGCGCAAGAGUUCGUACCAGACCACCGGCGUGACCCUUCCCGGUGGUGUCAUCAUCACCGCCAAGAAGGAGGUCAUUGUUUCUGCUGGUUCCGUCCAAAGCCCGGGUAUUCUUGAGCUCUCGGGAGUUGGCCAGCCCAAUGUUCUCAAGGCGCUGGCAUCACUCCCCUUGUCAACCUCCCUGGAUGGCAUCGAUUCGUUCGACAACCUCAUCUUUGACAACGCGGGGGUCAACGCCACAGGUGAACUGCAAAAGUGGCAGGAGGGUAAACAGUCGCUAUACGAGUAUACAACUGCAGCCUACGGCUUCAUGAACUGGAAGCAGCUCGGCAUUGAGGCCAAGAUCAAGAAGAUUGCCACUGACGUCUUCGGCUCCAGUAAAAACGUUGUCGACGCCAAGAAGCUGCAGUUCCUCAAUAACUCCCAGGUCCCUUCGGUGGAAGUUAUCUACGAAGCCAACUAUGUCGGCGCCUUUGGCUACACUGGUGGAAAGUUUGUAACCUUCCUGUCCACGGUCAUGCAUCCCUUCUCGCGCGGUAGUGUGCAUAUCGACCCCCAGAGCCCUCGUGGAAAGCCCAUCAUCGACCCAAAGUUUUUGAGCAACGAGUAUGACCUUACUGCUCUUGUGGAAGCCGCAAGAUUCUCUCGCCGCAUCGCCGAAACUGCACCCAUCAAGGCAACCUGGGAGGCCGAGACUGAGCCCGGCCCAGAUGUCCAGACCGACGAGCAGUGGCGCGCAUUCGCGAAGAAGGCCAUGGGCAGCUUUUACCAUCCUGUUGGUACCUGUGCCAUGCUGCCCCGAAAGGACGGUGGUGUUGUGGAUGCUGAGCUUCGCGUCUACGGAACCACUGGCCUGCGUGUUGUUGAUAACAGCAUCAUUCCCAUUAUCCCUUCGGCUCACAUCCAAACAGCCGCUUAUGGCAUUGCUGAAGUUGCCGCAGCCAAGAUCAUUGCUUCUGCGUAA